Messenger RNA from Belonocnema kinseyi, 1470 nucleotides. RefSeq lists its product as uncharacterized. The transcript is spliced from 3 exons. The record is from RefSeq and is a predicted model, not a curated record. The coding region runs from base 1 to 1470 and encodes 489 amino acids. NCBI's taxonomy places the organism in Eukaryota, Metazoa, Arthropoda, Insecta, Hymenoptera, Cynipidae.
AUGGAUUCUGUUACUCAUCAAGAUUGGGAAAAUCAGUUUGGUGAAGCAGAUACAACUUCCGCCUAUUCCAAAAUUGAAACGUUUCUCCAACAGCGGAUUCGAGCACUUAAAGUCAUCGAAAUGUUAGGCAAGUCGGGGCGUGACAGUCUUGCUGCCACUUCCAACUGGAACAACCGCACGAGUUAUAAAAAACAGUCGAAGUUAAUGACUACCUCAGUGAAUCGUAGGUAUGCGAUCUGCACAGAUGACAACUACACUUGCUCUUGUCCUCAGUGGACAGAACUCGACUCGACCCAGCGGCGCGAGACUGCCUUGCGGCUUCAUCUAUGUGUCAACUGUCUGUCCGUAGGACAUCUUAAAAAAGAUUGUACUUCGAAGAUAAAUUAUCAGCGAUCUCAGGAACGCCAUCAUACUUCUCGUCACGCUUCCGCCGACCGUAAACGAGCAAGGUCUAACGACUCGGCAGUUAAUGUUCCUGUCAGUACGGUUAGAAAUAAGGCCAUCAAGAUUGCUCGUAGGAGAGUCAAUUUUUGUCUUGAGCCUUCGCAAGUAACACUACCUGUCAAAGUGAACGCUCUAGUUCUUCGAGACCUUGGCGUAUUUACUCCAUCACAGACGAUUGUCAACAGAAACUGGGCGCACAUCCAAGGGCUUCCUUUAGCGGAUCCAGAAUUUGCAGUGCCAAGACCUAUCGACGUACUCUUGGGCGCUGAAAUUUACGGCUUACUUCUUCUCGACGGGCUUCGUCACGGAUCACGUGAUGAUCCCGUUGCUCUCCAAACUUUUUUCGGAUGGGUUCUGAUCGGCCCAGUUGAAAUUUCUGAGCCAUUAAAUAUCUUAGACCAUUCCAUAAACGUCAUGGCUUUAAGUAGUCAUCAAAAGGACAACCUUGCUGAAAUUCUGAAGCGGUUUUGGGAACAGGAGGAAUUGAACAUUCCUCCUAUGAUUUCACUCGAGAAUCAGGAAUGUGAACGAGCAUCCAUGGCCGGAUGUCGACGUGACAAUUCCGGUCGAUACAUUGUGCGCCUUCCCCUUCGAACAUCUUGUAUUUACACUCUAGGGGAAUCUUUACAAGGAGCUAAACGAAUACUCAAUUCCGUAUGUCAACGAUUAAACAAAGACGCUCUGCUGAAUAAGGAAUACAUACGAUUCAUAUCCGAUUAUGAAAAGGUAGGCCAUAUGCGCCUAAUUCAACCUUCAGCGAUAUCAUCAUAUGGUCAUCCGAAACUUAGCAUUGUCUUUAAUGCAUCACAAAGAACAACAUCAGGACUUGCUUUGUAUCAUCCGUUAUAUACAGGACAUAAAUUACAAAAUGACCUCGCUUCCGUUUUGAUACGUUGGAGAUUUCCUAGCAUUGCCUUUCGUGCUGAUAUUGGGAUGAUGUAUCAUCAGAUUCAAGUCGAUGAUAGGGAUGUUGAUCUUAAUCGUAUUGUUUGUCGGCAGCCAGGGACAAAAGAAGAUAGUCACUAG